AUGGAUAUAACUUGUAAUGAAUAUAAUAAAAAUGUCGAUUUGGUAAAUAAUGAGGAUGGUGAUAAUAAAAUUGAAAAAAUGAAUAUACAGAGCCUACUUUCCAGCGGCAAGAUGCUUGAAAAUAAAAAAAUGUUUUGUAAUGGGAAUCAAAAAUGCUCAAACUUUUGUAAUUACUUUAACUGUUCUCAAAUGCCAUGUAAUUUCGAAUCUGAUAACGUCGAAAUUUCCGAAUUUGUUGUUAAUCCAUGUCAUUUUUGCACACUUGAUAAUCAUCUACUUUGUUCAAAAGACAAAUUAAAACAUGAUGAAUACAAUAAUGAAGGCUCUACUAGAUUAAGUCACAGCCUCGAAAGAAAUGAUAGUGAUGGCUCAUUGGAAAAUAUUUACGAUAGAAAGGAGGAACAUAGUAUUUAUGGCGAAGAACAAGGCAAUACUUCAAGCGAUGAAAUAAAUAAUGUAAAUUGCAAUAAUUAUUUAUCAGGUUUUAUGAAUAUAACUAGUUUUUAUGAUAAUGCAAUUAAAUGUUAUGAAAAAUCUAAUGAAAUUUCCAAAUAUAUGUCUAUUUCGCACAGUGGAUCAAAUAAUAAUAUAAGCGAAAAGGAAUUGAGUAUAACAAAAAAAAAUGUGUGUGCAAAUAACAAAAUAUGUGACGAUAAUUUGAAUCAAAAUAACAUGAACGAAAUUGAAAGAUUAAGUUCCAAAAAAAAUAGCCUUUUAGCUUGGGCCUUUUCUCAACCUUUAAAUUGCCCAAAUAAAGGAUCCUUGGAACAAGGUAGUGCUAUUUCAAUUGAUAAGGAUAUAGUACUUUUACAACUCGAACAUUUUUCUAAAAAGGUUGAUGACGAUAUUUUUGAUGAAAAACUUUUUAGAGCACAGAAAUUAAUUGAUCAUGUAAAAAAAUAUGUAGAAUAUUAUAUAAACUAUUUUAAAAAAAUUAACGAUGAAGAUAUGGUUGCAAAACUAACAGAAUAUUAUGAACAAAAUUGUACAGAUCAAAAUACUAAAUAUAAUAUCAACAAAUUAAAAGUUAAUAUCCUUUACCAUUUUUUAAAAUUUUUCCAAUUAAAUGAAAUUCAUACAGUAUUGAAUGAUUAUUCUUAUUAUUUUUCGAUUGAUCCUAUAUACAAUUUAUCUACUGGUUGUAUAGCAAAUAGUCAUAAUGAAAAUAUUAAUAUGGAUAUUCCUGAUAAUAACAUAAUUUCGACAGUUGCAAAACAAUCUGUACAAUCUUUUGCUAACUCAGACUUUGAUGGUUUAUUAUGCGAUUCAUCCAUAAAUACUCAUGGAGAUGAAAAUUGUGAGCAUGCAUCUAACAUUAACUUUUCAGGUAGUAAUAAAGAUAAAACAGUAAAUGAUAUUCUAAAAAGUGUGGACUGUUCAAAUGAUGUAAAUAAACAAAAUAAUAGUGUUAAUGAAAAAUUAUCUCAAAUUAAUGAGGAAAAUGAAUAUGAUGGCAAUUAUAAUAAUAUUUAUGGUAAUAAUGCAUUUGGCUUAAAUGAUAGCAAAACACAGGAUAAUCACGAUAAUAAAAAAAAUAACAGUAUUAUUAUAGAUACACAUUAUCAUCAAUAUUAUAAUGCAACAAGCAUUAUGAAUAGUAGAAAAUUUUCAAUAAAUAAACAGGAUUCAGUUCAAGAAAAAGAAGCAGGUAGUAAAAAAGGUAAUCGAAAUAUGGUUAAUAUAAUACAGAAAUAUUCACGAAAAUUUAAAAAUUUUAAAAAAGUUAAACAAAAUAAAGAAGGAUGGAUAAAAGAUAACGAUAAAUAUUUAGAUUUAUGGCAUAGAGUUGAUAGUGAAAGUAAUAUAUCGAUCCACAUUAGAGGAAAACUGCCAUAUGACGUUACCACAAUAUUAUCCAUAUUAAAUGAAAUGGAAUUAAGUACCAAUUGGGCUCCUUUUUUAUCAGGAGCAACGAAAAUUCAUUCGCUUUCAAAUUCCAGUGCUAUUAUUUCACAGUUAUACGAAUAUCCUGUAAUAGGAAAAAAACAUUCUUUAACGUAUUACUUAGGAGCGAAUUCCUUGGAAGAACUCGGAUGUAUAAUACUAUGUUCUAAAGCUCCCCCAGAAUUAGACGCAGAUAUUUCAUUUUAUGAUGACUUAUGCAAAAAAUUAAACAUAAAUAAAAAUGGUGAAAUAUUAAAAGUUACAGAAAUUCCUGUCAGAUUCAGAAAAAACAAAAAAGAAGUAACAUUUUUUUCCUUUAAUUUGCCACAGCCACCUUCUAAAUCAGAAAGACAAAGAUCUGCAGAUUUGUGCUUUUUAAUAUAUCCAUUAAACGAUGGAAAAUCUACCAUUCUUGAAUUGUUUGUGCAUUGUGAAAAUGAAUUUAAAUACAUCCCAAUUAAGAUGAUUACCUUUUUCAUAAAAAAAAUUGUAAAAAAUAUGUAUGCAAAUAUUGUCAAGGCUUGUAAAAAUUAUAAUAUUAUGUAUUCAGAAAUUCGAGCCACAAAUUCAGAAUUCUAUGAAUGGCUAGACAAACAAUUUAAAAAAUACCUUAAAAAUAAAUAUACAAAAUUAAUAGACUCUAUAAGCUUAGUAAGUUAUAAUGGGCAUGAAAAUAAUGAUGCUAUUUAA
Messenger RNA from Plasmodium vinckei vinckei, 2574 nucleotides. Its product is annotated as conserved Plasmodium protein, unknown function. Lineage: Eukaryota; Apicomplexa; Aconoidasida; Haemosporida; Plasmodiidae. The record is from RefSeq and is a predicted model, not a curated record. The coding region runs from base 1 to 2574 and encodes 857 amino acids. The transcript is spliced from 2 exons.